This is a messenger RNA of Dictyostelium discoideum AX4, 708 nucleotides long. It is a transcript of the gene prafA, whose product is annotated as PRA1 family protein 1. The transcript has a single exon. Gene Ontology annotation, cellular component: membrane. Lineage: Eukaryota; Evosea; Eumycetozoa; Dictyosteliales; Dictyosteliaceae. The record is from RefSeq and is a predicted model, not a curated record. The coding region runs from base 1 to 708 and encodes 235 amino acids.
AUGGAGUCAAAUUCAAAUUCAAAUGAAACAAUGUAUGGUAAUCCAAAUAUUAAUAUGGGAUUUGUAGAUAGUGGUAAUAGUAAUAUUGGUAAUAAUACAGGUUCAAUGUCACCACCACCACAACAACAACAACAACCUCAACAAGCAUCAUCUACACCAGCUGGUAGUGUUGGUAUUGGUGGAUUAUCAUUUUCAUUAGGUGCCAAUGGAAUAUCAUUAGAACCAUCAUCAAUUUCACAUAGAGUUAAUGCAAUUACAAGUAAAAUCAAAGAGUUUAAACAAGAACGUAUGGAAACAACUAGAGAUUGGAGAUCAUUCGUUGGUAGUAGACAACAAUAUGGUUUACCAAAUAUUAAAGAUACAACAUCAAGAAUUAAAGAGAAUGUAGUUUACUUUCAAUCAAACUAUUUGAUAUUAUUCCUUUGUUUCUCUGUUUUCUUUAUCAUUACCAAUCCAUUCUAUUUAUUAUUACUUGGUGUACUACUUUUCAUCUCUGUUUACCUCCACAAUUCAACCACUUUAACAGAUAUUCAAAGAAAGAUUGCAUAUGGUAUUCAAGCAUUUUUAAGUAUUUAUUUCCUUCUUUAUGCUGGUAGUUCAAUUUUUUGGUUAGUUGGUGCAACUUGUUGUAUCACUUUAUUACAUGCAAGUUUUCAUUCACCAAAUUCAACUGAUGAAACUAAUAUUAAAUUUGGUGAUGGUGUUUAA